This is a messenger RNA of Nematocida minor, 1245 nucleotides long. Its product is annotated as 26S proteasome regulatory subunit T1. Gene Ontology annotation, molecular function: ATP binding; proteasome-activating activity; ATP hydrolysis activity. NCBI's taxonomy places the organism in Eukaryota, Fungi, Microsporidia. Gene Ontology annotation, biological process: proteasome-mediated ubiquitin-dependent protein catabolic process. Gene Ontology annotation, cellular component: proteasome regulatory particle, base subcomplex. The transcript has a single exon. Bases 1 to 1245 code for a protein of 414 amino acids. The record is from RefSeq and is a predicted model, not a curated record.
AUGAGAGAAGCUACAGAAGAGGCACUAAGCGAAAAUGAAGUUGAGUUGAUCACAAAUUACGGGAAGAGCUACUACACGAACAAAAUACUCGACUUGGAGAAGGAAGUCAAGGGGCUCUACGAGCGCGUCAGCUCAAAGCUUGGGCUGCGAGAGGUUGAAACGGGCCUAGCGCCUCCCAUGCUCUGGAAUCUGGCAAGCGACACGCAGAGAGCCAAGACGGAAAAGACUCUGCAGGUCGCCAGGUGCUGCAAAGUAAUGGAGGAUCCCGCAGGAAAUGACAGAUACAUGAUAAACAUCAAACAAAUUGCUAAGUUUAUCGUGGGAAGAAGCAAGUCGCUGAACAAAGAAGACAUUUCAGAGGGAAUCCGAGUGGGAGUGGACAGAGUGAAGUACCAGAUAAUGGUCCCCCUCCCUGCAAAAAUAGACAACGCAGUGACUCUGAUGCAGAUAGAAGAAAAGCCAGACGUAACGUACGCAGACAUAGGAGGAUGCGCAGAGCAGAUAGAAAAAAUCAAAGAAGUUGUUGAGCUGCCGCUAAUGAACCCUGAAAAGUUCAUCAAACUUGGGAUUGAUCCUCCAAAGGGCGUUCUUCUCUACGGGCCACCAGGAACAGGAAAGACGCUCUGUGCUCGGGCAGUGGCCAACAGAGCCAAUGCUACGUUCAUUAGAGUGAUUGGCUCUGAACUAGUGCAAAAGUACGUAGGAGAGGGAGCUAGGAUGGUGCGCGAGCUGUUUGAGCUUGCAAAAUCGAAGAAAGCAUGCAUCAUAUUCUUCGAUGAAGUAGAUGCUUUUGGCAGCACAAGAUUUGACGGCGGGAAUAACGAGGUGCAGCGUACUAUGUUGGAGCUAAUCAACCAGUUGGAUGGAUUUGAGUCCAGGGGGAAUAUAAAAGUGCUGAUGGCGACAAACAGGCCAGAUACACUCGAUCCUGCUCUGCUGCGGCCGGGAAGACUCGACAGAAAAGUUGAGUUCGCACUUCCAGAUUUGGCAGGAAGAGCAGCAAUCCUUAAGAUCCACACAAAGCCCAUGAGCGUGGAAAAAAACAUUCGAUACGAGCUGAUAGCCCGGCUGUGCCCGAGUGCAACAGGAGCAGAGCUGCGCAGUGUGUGCACAGAGGCGGGGAUGUUUGCCAUCAGAGAGAGAAGAAAAGUGGCAACUGAAAAAGAUUUCCUGAUGGCAGUUGAGAAAGUGAUCAAGGGAUAUGCAAAGUUCUCAUCUACGCCACGGUAUCUUACUUACAACUAA